AUGAGACUAUCUGUUUUAAGAUCUCCUGCUUCUAAUUUAUUGCGCUCUACUAAUAUCUCUCAAAAGAGUAGGCCUAUCCUCUAUAAUACUAAGAGACUCUACGUCUCAAAGACUAAUACUAAGAAGAAUGAAACUACGAUGUACUUCGACCCUUCGGGUAUAUUAGAUUCUUCUGCUGCUGCUGCAGAAGCUGCAUCUGUACCAGCUGUUAACACUAACAUCAGUACUGUUACUAUUCCAGGUACCAUGUCUACUAUGGAUACAACUUCAGCUAUUCAAGAACCCAGCUGGGAUAGAAUAUACGAUAUUGCAGCCCCAGCGUCUAUGACCUAUCUAAAGACUCUGCCAAAUAAUCAGUUGUUUUCUUUAUCAAUGAUAGGUAUUGUCACAAUGAACAAGUUCUUCUUAGAUACUUGUAUUAAAUUGUUUCCUUACGUCCCAAUCCCAGUCAUGAAAGUAUUCAUUUCCGAUUUAUAUUGUGGCGGUGAAACAAUGGAUGAAGUGUUGCAAUGUGGUAGACAACUACAAAAGAGAGGUAUCUCGAAUAUGAUGCUGUCUUUAACCAUCGAAGACGCUGAAGGCACUAAAAAUAUUGAUAUUAAUCACAUUGUUAAAGAAACAAUCACUUCUAUCCAUAAGAUUUUAUUACCAAACUUUUUAUCACAAUUAGAUGCUACUGCUUCAAAUAUUAAUGAUAUCGCACCUGGUUAUAUCGCUUUGAAGCCUUCAGCACUAGUAAAGAACCCAUCCGAAGUAUUAUUGAAUUUCGGACGUUCUUCGGACCCACAUUGGAAUGAACAAAGACAAACUUUGAUAGAUAACUGUUCAAAGAUCACCGAAGAGAUUUGCCAAUUAAAUAAGACUCUCUUAGAAAGAUAUCCAAAUAGAAAAUCUCCAUUUUUUGUUUCCACUAUUGAUGCGGAAAAAUAUGAUUUACAAAAGAAUGGGGUUUAUGAAUUACAAAGAAUUUUAUUCCAGAAAUUUAAUUCGAUGGAAAAUAAAUUUGCUUCCUGCAUUGGAACAUGGCAAUUAUAUUUAAGAGAUUCUCUAAAUGAUAUCAUUGAAGAACAAAAAUUGGCUCAAGAAGGUAAUUAUAAAUUGGGAUUGAAAUUGGUUAGAGGUGCUUACAUCCAUACAGAACCUGAAAGAGAUUCCAUUAUUCAUGACACUAAAUUAGAUACAGAUAACCAUUAUAAUAAAGUAGCAACUUUUGUCACUAAUGAUAUGUUAGAAAAAGGUGAAAAUUCUACCUUUGGUCAUUUAGUUAUUGCCUCUCAUAACUAUCACUCUCAAUUGAUUGCUACCAAUUUGAUUAAUAACUCAAAAUCUCCAAACAAAAACUACGUUCAAAAUAAUGUCAUCUUUGGUCAACUUUUAGGUAUGGCCGAUAAUGUCACUCAUGAUUUAAUUAACACUUACGGUGUGAAAAAUAUUAUUAAAUAUGUUCCAUGGGGUCCUGCUGUUGAGACAAAGGAUUAUCUAUUAAGAAGACUACAAGAAAACGGUGACGCUGUAAGAGCUGAUAAUGGCUGGCCAUUAUUAAAAUCUAUAUUUUUAUCCUUAAGAUCGUAA
Molecule: messenger RNA, 1572 nt
Organism: Maudiozyma barnettii
Lineage: Eukaryota; Fungi; Ascomycota; Saccharomycetes; Saccharomycetales; Saccharomycetaceae
Gene: PUT1
Product: proline dehydrogenase
Exons: 1
Coding region: 1-1572 (523 amino acids)
Cellular component (GO): mitochondrion
Molecular function (GO): proline dehydrogenase activity; FAD binding
Source: RefSeq, a predicted model, not a curated record